AUGGUCUGGGUGGGCGGUUCCCACCAUGGAACCGGGAACCACCCAUUGAAACUUGUUUGUGGUGCUUCUAGUAUGGGUUUUGGGCUAAGGGUUGCAACAAAGGACUUUGGAGGUGCUAGUUCUUAUGCCCUCCGGCUUCUUUACCGAUCAAUCCUUCCCUUUGUUAUCCACAAAUUUUCUCGGACAAAAGGGAGCGGCUUCUGGAUUCCUAUGUUUCAAGUUUUUGCCAGCUGUAACCUUAUACUAUCAAUUGUGAUGUCCGUUGAUCUGCUGAAAUUCAAAAGGAGGCAUUGGUGGCAGUCUUGCUACCUUUGGGCAGUUUGGAUUGAAGGUCCAGUUGGAUUUGGUUUGCUGCUCAGCUGUCGUAUAGUACAGGCAUUCCAGUUGUAUUUCAUAUUUGGCAAGAGGCGUUUACCACCAAUGAGGUCGCAUGUCUGUCUUCCGUUAUUUCUCUUGCCAUGGUUUGCUGGGGCAGCCUUUAUUCAUAUGAAGCAGCCUCUGAAUAAUCAUUGUCACAUGGGUGCUCAAUGGGUUAUCCCAGUAGUCUCCUUCCACACGUUGUAUGUCGCCACUCUUGUUGCAUUCACCGGAGCAAUUCGCCAUAUAGAAUUCAAAUUUAAUGAACUCCGAGAUCUCUGGAGAGGAAUAGUUGUCUCUGCAUCUUCUAUUGUAUGGAUAGCUGCUUAUGUUUUGAAUGAAAUCCACGAAGAAAUCGGAUGGCUACAAGUUGUCUCAAGAUUUCUGCUUUUAGUCACAUCGAGUAUUCUUGUCCUAGCUUUCUUUUCCAUUUCAAGGUCACAACCUCUCCUGUCUCAAAUUAGCUUAAGAAAAAGAGAACCUUUGAAGUAUGAGACAAUGGGUCAGGCUCUUGGAAUACCAGACAGUGGUCUUCUAAUGCAAAGAGAGCCAAGUCAAGCUAUAGAUCCAAAUGAACCGUUGGAUGAACUUCUUCUGAACAAAAGAUUUCGUCAGUCCUUCAUGGCAUUCGCGGAUAGUUGUUUGGCUGGGGAGAGCGUGCAUUUCUAUGAUGAUGUCCAUGAGCUUGGUAAAAUUCCUGUAAAUGACUCCGUGCAGAGAAUCUACAUGGCCAGAGAUAUCAUCGAUAAGUAUAUAACUGCAGGUGCACCAAUGGAGAUUAACAUAUCUUACCGAUGCCGACAAGAUAUUUUGACGACUUCUAAUCUAGCACAUCCUGAUCUCUUCAACAAUGCGCUAAAUGAAUUGCUGCAGCUCAUGAAAAUGAAUUUGGUGAAAGAUUACUGGUCUUCCACGUUCUUCUUGAAGUUUAAAGAGGAAGCAAGCAUGAGAUCGGACACUCAUGAGAUGGAAACAAUGACCGGUUGGAACUUCUCCCCUAGAUUGAGCGGUGUACGUAGCGCAGACGACCCCUUUCACCAGGAAUAUCUUACAAAGGACUCAGACCACAGUAGUGGACAUACAGAUCCAAUUUGAGCCAAGGGGAAAGAAAAUACCGGAGAUUGUCAAUGAGCAUCUCUCUUCACUCGCAAUCUAGCUAUUCGUGUCCAAUGCAGCCUCUGACAUGGCUUUCAUCUAUACAGCAUGGAAACAAUAAAUAAUGCUAGAGUGAUGGCAUACAAGGGAAAGGGAAGCACACGAUAUAGCAAUUCAUACACAAGGUUAUAUAAUACUACAGAGAGAGUCGAUCACCUGACCAACGACUUUGGUCGCGUGUCGGAAUUAAACAUCCUAGCUAAUCUGACUUGGAUAGUUUACUAAUGAUUGGUUCAUCUGUACGUCGCUCGAGGUGCUUGCAAGUGCAUCUACUGCAAGUCAAGGCAAGCAUAAACAUGCACUUCUCAUCAGCACUUGUUUGAAGUGCUCUUUGUAUCAUAUGUACAUCAAUGUCCUAUAAAUGUGAACCUUAUUUACUUGUUUCUUCUA
Molecule: messenger RNA, 1902 nt
Organism: Syzygium oleosum
Lineage: Eukaryota; Viridiplantae; Streptophyta; Magnoliopsida; Myrtales; Myrtaceae
Product: regulator of G-protein signaling 1-like
Exons: 11
Coding region: 1-1452 (483 amino acids)
Source: RefSeq, a predicted model, not a curated record